This is a messenger RNA of Nematolebias whitei (Rio pearlfish), 876 nucleotides long. RefSeq names its product E3 ubiquitin ligase RNF157. The record is from RefSeq and is a predicted model, not a curated record. NCBI's taxonomy places the organism in Eukaryota, Metazoa, Chordata, Actinopteri, Cyprinodontiformes, Rivulidae.
GAGCUUUGCUGCAGAUUCGAGCCAUGAGGAAGAAACUCAGUCCUCUGACUCCAACCAGCUUUAACCCCGUCAUCACCUCGCAGACUUCAGACUCAGAGGAACACUCGGCGUCGGAGCACAUCCCUCCAGGUUAUGAGGCGGUGUCGCUCCUGGAGGCGCUGAACGGACCCCUGAACACCUCCUCGGUGGACCCUCCACCGCCCCACUCCGGCCCCAGCCACGUCUCCGGGGUGCUGCCCCCGUACAGCAGCGAGCCCCAUCCGGCGCCGGCUCGCUCCCUCUCGCCUCUCGACCAGUCCAACUCCAGUCAGGGACUCAAACUGAAGAAGAGCAGCUCAAAAUCACUUUCUCAGAACUCCUCUGUGCUUCCUGAAGAGGAGGAUGAGAAGUCUUGCAGUGAGUCAGAUGCCUGUCGCCACAAACUGGUUGUGGAUCAGCAGGAGAGUGGAGUGACUCCAGAUAGCGAGAACCUGACUCUGUCCUCGUCUGGAGCCAUCGAUCAGUCCCCCUGCACCGGUACCCCACUCUCCUCCACCAUCACCUCCCCUGAAGACCCAGUGAGCAGCAGCCUGGCCCAGUCUGUCAUGUCCAUGGCCUCGUCCCACUCGCAGCACUCCCACAUCAGCGCUGACACCAUGUCCUCCAUGUCAGGGUCCUACCUGGCCGGGGCCGAAGGCGAGCCUGUCGGGGACGAGGGGGGAGAGGUGGUGGAGGAGAACCAGGACGCCCCGAUGGAGAGCCGAGGACCGUUGCAGCAGGAGGCGGAGUUUUCUAAGGAGACAAAGGAACAAAACUACUCGUUGGGUGUGGAGGAGCAGGACUCAGAGGGAAAUGACGUCACUGAAGAGGACUGCUCCUCCCCUUCUAAUGGAAAAG